Staurois parvus is the source of this 921-nucleotide messenger RNA. The record is from the annotation of a GenBank genome assembly. Lineage: Eukaryota; Metazoa; Chordata; Amphibia; Anura; Ranidae.
GGUUCCAGUAAUUCCCCCCCCCCCCCCCGGACCCCGCGUUCACUAUAUCCGCUCUCCCCGGACCCCGCGUUCACUAUAUCCGCUCUCCCCGGACCCCUCAUUCACUAUAUCCGCUCUCCCCGGACCCCGCAUUCACUAUAUCCGCUCUCCCCGGACCCCGCGUUCACUAUAUCCGCUCUCCCCGGACCCCGCGUUCACUAUAUCCGCUCUCCCCGGACCCCGCGUUCACUAUAUCCGCUCUCCCCAGACCCCGCGUUCACUAUAUCCGCUCUCCCCGGACCCCGCAUUCACUAUAUCCGCUCUCCCCGGACCCGCAUUCACUAUAUCCAAUCUCCCCGGACCCCGCAUUCACUAUAUCCGCUCUCCCCGGACCCCGCAUUCACUAUAUCCUCUCUCCCCGGACCCCGCAUUCACUAUAUCCGCUCUCUCCCCCCGGACCCCGCAUUCACUAUAUCCGCUCUCCCCGGACCCCGCAUUCACUAUAUCCGCUCUCUCCCCGGGACCCCGCAUUCACUAUAUCCGCUCUCCCCGGACCCCGCAUUCACUAUAUCCGCUCUCCCUGGACCCCGCAUUCACUAUAUCCGCUCUCCCCGGACCCCGCAUUCACUAUAUCCGCUCUCCCCGGACCCCUCAUUCACUAUAUCCGCUCUCCCCGGACCCCUCAUUCACUAUAUCCGCUCUCCCCGGACCCCGCAUUCACUAUAUCCGCUCUCCCCGGACCCCGCAUUCACUAUAUCCAAUCUCCCCGGACCCCGCAUUCACUAUAUUCGCUCUAUCUGGACCACGCAUUCACUAUAUCCUCUCUCCCCGGACCCCACAUUCACUAUAUCCUCUCUCCCCGGACCCCACAUUCACUAUAUCCUCUCUCCCCGGACCCCGCAUUCACUAUAUCCUCUCUCCCCGGACCCCGCAUUCACUAUA